UAAGACUGAUUCACAUUGGUUAAUGUUUGUCAAACAGGAUAAAUAUAUUAAUCUCAUAUCUUCUUGAAAUUACCUAAUGUUAGAUCACAUUGUACAAUAACGCUUCUUAAUAACCGGUUAUUUUGUGCAUUUGUCAUAUACGUAUCACCAUUUUGUUAGUUAAAUAUAUCAGAAUGUGUAAAAAAGAUUUGUAAUUUCGGAAGGAACAAUUACAAAUAGACAUUUACUGUGAAAUAUGUAUGUGUUUGUUGAUCUGUUUGUUCUUUGGAUUGGACUUUUUACAGCCAUGACAGAAGGCACCUGUUCUGACAAUCUGACAGCACUAUCCAACAUGCCGCUUCGUCAACCAAGUAGGCUUCUGGGAGAGAAUGGAAAUCCUGGCAUCAGUGAUAAUAAUCUGAACUAUGAGUGGUACAGUGUUGUACAUAAUGGAUGGCAAUUUAUAAUGAUUGACUCGACGGAUAAGCCCUACUAUACCAACUGUUCUACAUACUAUCCAGUUUACUUAAGAGAUAAACAUCCACCGGUUAAUACAUUAAACGAAGUACCUGUAGAUGUUGUGGCCUGCAAACGUGAUUAUUUUUAUCCCUGUGAUAUCAAGCAUCAAGUGAAGAUAAGGAAAUGUGGAGAUGAAAUACAGUAUUAUCUGCCUCCAACAAAGGCCUCCAGUGCAUUCUGUUUCAGAAAUUACUCCAAACUUUUCAAUACCCAUAAUAUUGCUGAUGUUAAUCUUGGAGACAUUGGAAUUGCACCAGAGCUAAAAUUCACAGAAAAAACCUCACCUCUAGCUGGAGAAACUGUCAAUUUUAACCCAUAUUUUCAGUUCAAAUGUUCAUUCAACGUACAAGAAGGCUAUUUGUAUAAAGUCAACUGGUAUGUCAACGGGGACCUUCUUGUUUCAUAUGGUCCAACAACAGAAAUAAAUGAGCUGCUUUUUCACGAGAGCGUACUUGAGGACAAUUCGAUAGACAUGGGCUUCACUAUUUAUUGUGGCGUCAGUGCUCUAACUUCUGAUGGUAUGGAUGCCGGGGUAACAGAUACGGUGUUUAGUAAAAGCUAUUACGCGGGUAUAAAAAUUUCCAGUACAACCAUCUACAUUAAUAAAGGCGAUACAGCCGUGGUUCAAAUGACAACAACUGUACCAAUAGGAUGCAGAUAUAAUGAACCAUCCGUCAUCAAUACAGACGAAGAAUGUGUUGAGAAAUUCCAAAUAUUUAAUCAAGAUGCGUUUCAAUGCAACAAGGCUGGUAUACUAAAUCAUUUAAUUCAACCAAACCAACGAUGUUCUAAUGGUUUCCAGACGCUGAAAAAGGGAUCAAUUUGGAACCCUGACACAGUGUUCAACUUUGAUAUAGUAACAACCGACAUAAACUAUGACGACAAACGAUUAUUUUACCUGUUAUUACAAUUUCCCACCGAUACAAUGGGUCAUCGGAUAUGGAGGAAUUAUAAUUUCCCUCUGAUUAAGGUUAUUGUAUCUGACAAUGAAGAAUACGAAAACAAGAUAUGCUAUUCUAAAUUGGAUCCAAGUAUGAGAACUGCCGAUGGGUCAUACUUCUUCCAGAAUCUAAAGAAUAACCGGCCUUUUCCGGGUGUAUUCAUGAUGUAUAAUAACACGAAAUAUGGAAUCGAGGUUCAAGAACAAACUAAAACCUGCGGAUGGGCAACAUGCGCUUGCGGUGUUGCGAUACGAGCUGGUAAAGAUGUUUUCAUGAUAAAUAAAUGUGGAAGUAUUAACUAUCUUGGCUUUACCAAAUGCGGAGAUGGUGGAAUUUUACAAGUAGUAAGGAUGGACGAUAACAAGUACGAUGUGUUCACACCGAUUGGUACUAAAAUAACUAUAACAAUAUUUGAUAAAGGCCAAAUGAACAUUGUCAUAACGAUGGCACCUAAAGACUUGUAUAACAUUGAGGGAUUGUGUGGACAGUUCGAUAAUAAUACAACAAACGAUUUUCGUCACAAAGACGGAACUGUAUCAGAACAAAAUUACAUAAACUAUAUGAAUAAUUAUGCAGACUUUACAGAAAGCUGGAGUUUAACUUCUGAAGAAACAAAACCACUCAACUUAUUUCUAACUGGUGAACGAGAAUUAAAAAGCUGGAAUGAUCUGAAUGGUAUGUUUUGUGUGUGCGCAAGUGCAAUUCGGGUAGCGGAAGCAGCAUGCUAUUCGACCCAAUAUUUGAAUUGCACAAUGAGCAAAUCAAUAACUAACACUAAAUGUAAUGUUCCAAGCAGAAGAAAAAGAGGUGCUGAUGGACACUAUAAAGAUGAUAGAGAAUUAGAAAGAUUAUUACGGUUAAUGACACCAACAGAUUCGCUUAAAGAAAAAACGAGGUUCAAGCGCCAGGACAUCGGCAGUAACAUUAUAUCGGAAACAGCAGCUACAACUUUGUGUAAAGACAAAAUAUUAGGAAGUUUAGCGGUACGAAACUAUUCGGAAGUCAGCGGCAAUGAAGAUCCGAACGAACUCAUAAAACAAUGUGCAAAUGAUGUGGUGGCUGCAAACGAUACGUCAUGGGCUGCAGCGCAUGUAGAUUCGCUUAAUAAUAUUGUAAAGAACAUAAUAGAACGUGAACCAUCAUACGUUAUCAAUAACUCUGAAAAGGUUGUUACUUUUUAUAAACAAACAUGCCCAGGAAACUGUAGCAACAACGGUAACUGCACAGACACAAGUGAGUGUGAUUGUUUUGGAUUUUUCCACGGGGCAGAAUGUGACAUAGAUGAACGAGAUCCUUUGAAUAUAGACGAUGUGGAAGGUGGAGGAGAAUGUGAUCUGUCUGAUGGUGACGAAUGUUUAUGUUUCCAUGUCAGAUCUUCGAGUAUUCUUAAAGGAUUUAAAUGCCAGAGCAAUGUUUCUAAGAUAACAGUCAAUGGUGAAAGGGAGCUUGUUGCAACAAGGUUUCAUACGGGUGGAUAUGAGGAUAUCUAUACUGGGGUGUGUUGUGUUCAAGACAACAUUAUUGGUACCAAAGGUGUAUUUGUAACGAAGUACGAUUUUGCCAUAAGCAAUAAUGGUAAAGCAUACGGAAAUGAUAAAAGCGUUUACGUGUUCGACUCAACUUGUCAAGAUGCAGAAUUUACUUCUUUCGAAAACGCUUCCUUCAGAUUAAAGACUGGAUUCUGUUUCAUCGAUGGGUUUUGUGCAGUACAAAAUGUGAUGUCUCCAGUUGGAUGUUUAGCAUGUCAGCCUUUUGUUGAUUUGUACGAUUGGACAGUAUAUAAUCCAUGCCUGAAUGAAGGUUAUUGUACCGACGAAUCCAACGGCUAUAAAUGUGUUUGCGUUGAUGGAUAUGGUGGGAAGAAUUGUGAACUCGAUAUAGACGAAUGUCAGUCAGAUCCGUGUAAAAAUGAUGGGACUUGCAUCGAUCAUUUAAACGCUUACAGUUGUUCUUGUGUUGAUGGCUUCACUGGUUAUAACUGUGAAACAAAUAUAGACGAAUGCAUGCCCCAACCAUGUAACAACGGAGGUACCUGCACGGACCAUGUCAAUGGGUACACCUGCGCCUGCGUUGAUGGAUAUUUUGGAGUCAACUGUUUAGCUAAUAUCAAUGGAUGUUCAAGCAAUCCAUGCAUGAAUGGCGGAAUUUGUAAAGAUAUUGUCAAUGAAUACGAAUGCAUUUGUGCUCCUGGAUUUGAAGGACCUAACUGUAUAAAUAAUAUAAAUGAAUGUACAUCUGACCCUUGCAAGAAUGGUGGCACCUGUCAGGAUCUUGUAAAUAGAUACGAAUGUACAUGUGUUGCUGGAUAUAAUGGAUUAAACUGUGAUAAUAAUAUCAAUGAAUGCUCAAGCAACCCAUGUAAGAAUGGCGCUACAUGUACGGAUCUUGUCAAUGGAUAUAAGUGUACAUGUGUGCAAGGAUACUACGGCUAUGAGUGUGCUAAUGACAUAAAUGAGUGUUCAUCUUACCCUUGUUCGAAUGGUGGCACCUGUAAGGAUCUUGUAAAUGGAUACGAAUGUACAUGUGUUGCUGGAUAUUAUGGAUUAAACUGUGAUAAUAAUAUCAAUGAAUGUUCAAGCAACCCAUGUAAGAAUGGCGCUACAUGUACGGAUCUUGUCAAUGGAUAUAAGUGUACAUGUGUGCAAGGAUACUACGGCUAUGAUUGUGCUAACGAUAUAAAUGAGUGUUCAUCUGCCCCUUGCAAGAAUGGUGGUACCUGUAAAGAUCUUGUAAAUAGAUACGAAUGUACAUGCGUUGCUGGAUAUGAUGGGAUAAAUUGUGAUGAUAACAUCAAUGAAUGUUCAAGCAGCCCAUGUAAGAAUGGCGCUACAUGUACGGAUCUUGUCAAUGGAUAUAAUUGUACAUGUGUGCAAGGUUACGACGGUUAUGAUUGUGCUUAUGAUAUAAACGAAUGUAAACCCAAUCCCUGCAAAAAUGGUGGAAGCUGUCAGGAUCGUGUAAACGGAUUCACGUGUACAUGUAUGGCUGGUUACUUUGGUAUUUAUUGCUCGACAGAUAUUAACGAAUGCCAAACAAAUCCAUGUGAGAAUAAAGGAACGUGUGAGGAUAAAGUAAACGGCCGGAUAUGUUACUGUAAAGAUGGCUAUGAGGGUACAAACUGUGAAAUAGAUAUCAAUGAAUGCUCAAGCGAUCCAUGCAUUAAUGGCGGAAUUUGUAAAGAUCUUGUCAAUGAAUACGAUUGCACGUGUGCUCCAGGCUUUGAAGGACCUAACUGUAGAAAUAAUAUCAAUGAAUGUUCAAGCAACCCAUGCAAGAAUGGUGGUUCAUGUACAGAUCUUGUCAAUGGAUAUGAAUGCACAUGCAUGCCCGGAUACAACAGCAAAGUGUGUGAUAAUGAUAUAAACGAAUGCGAAACAAAUCCAUGUGAGAAUAAAGGAACGUGUGUGGAUAAAGUUAACGGCCGGAUAUGUUACUGUAAAGAUGGCUAUGAGGGUACAAACUGUGAAAUAGAAAUCAAUGAAUGCUCAAGCAAUCCAUGCAUUAAUGGCGGAAUUUGUAAAGAUCUUGUCAAUGAAUACGAUUGCACGUGUGCUCCUGGCUUUGAAGGACCUAACUGUAGAAAUGAUAUCAAUGAAUGUUCAAGCAACCCUUGCAGGAAUGGUGGAACAUGUACAGAUCUUGUCAAUGGAUAUGAAUGCACAUGUGUGCCCGGAUAUGACGGCAAAGUGUGUGAUAAUGAUAUAAACGAAUGCCAAACAAAUCCAUGUGAGAAAAAAGGAACCGUGUGAGGAUAAAGUGAACGGCCGGAUUAUGUUACUGUAAAGAUGGCUAUGAGGGUACAAACUGUGAAAAAG
Molecule: messenger RNA, 5254 nt
Organism: Ruditapes philippinarum (Manila clam)
Lineage: Eukaryota; Metazoa; Mollusca; Bivalvia; Venerida; Veneridae
Product: neurogenic locus Notch protein-like
Exons: 36
Coding region: 236-5188 (1650 amino acids)
Biological process (GO): Notch signaling pathway
Molecular function (GO): calcium ion binding; Notch binding
Source: RefSeq, a predicted model, not a curated record